Molecule: messenger RNA, 546 nt
Organism: Ostreobium quekettii
Lineage: Eukaryota; Viridiplantae; Chlorophyta; Ulvophyceae; Bryopsidales; Ostreobiaceae
Source: the annotation of a GenBank genome assembly
AUGUCGUCCCACCAGGGGGCAAGGGGCGACAGGGCUGGGGGGAGCCUCCUCGGCGCCGCGGACAGCUCCAGCGGCAAAGUGGAGUCGAUGGGGAAGCGCGGGUGGCACAUGCCGUGGUACUACUUGUGCGGGAAUUGCGAUGUGCUGGGAUGGUCUAGCUACACCUUCAGCUCAUCGUGCCCAUGCAUCGCACAAGGUUUUGUGAGAAAGGCGGCCUUUGGGCACUCUGUGUGGAUGUGGAGCGUGGUCAUCCUGUUCCUGCUCUUUCCUUUCUACUACAUGGGGUCGGUUGGCGCGAGCAGUUUCGUCAAAACGCAGUGCACGUACAACACAAGCACAAGAGAGAUGCACUGCCAGAAGACGAGCGGGUUGAGCCAGAAUGCAAUCAUUGGAAUGAUGUCCUACUUAGCUGUUUGCUGGGUGAUUUACUCCACUGUUGGUGCCGUGAUGAGAUCCAACAUUCGAAAGAAGUUUAAUCUUCCAGGUAGGAAGGGUGAUGGGUCAUCGAUACUUCUCCGGUGGAAACCCUGUGGAAUCAUGGCAUAA